Messenger RNA from Lynx canadensis (Canada lynx), 916 nucleotides. It is a transcript of the gene PIRT, whose product is annotated as phosphoinositide interacting regulator of transient receptor potential channels. Lineage: Eukaryota; Metazoa; Chordata; Mammalia; Carnivora; Felidae. The transcript is spliced from 2 exons. Gene Ontology annotation, biological process: phosphatidylinositol-mediated signaling; positive regulation of cation channel activity. The record is from RefSeq and is a predicted model, not a curated record. Bases 264 to 671 code for a protein of 135 amino acids. Gene Ontology annotation, molecular function: transmembrane transporter binding; phosphatidylinositol bisphosphate binding.
GCUUUCUCCAGGGCUGGGAUGAACAACUUGAACAGAAACUCAUUGCCGGGUGCCUCCCCCACCGUGCAAGCUGCCUCUGAUUCCCAGGUUCACCGUCCUCUCCUGGGACCCUGAGGACACACAAAGCCAGGCAUUGCCCUCCGCUGAGAGCCAGGCUGCAGACGGAUGCUGAGAACAGGAAGGGCGUGUGAGGACCGCUUUGGCUUCACCCCUGCCUCUAACUGUUGCGGGUACCGGGUGCCCAGUCCCGAGGAGCCGUGACAAUGGAGGCUCUCCCCAGGGCCCUGGAGGUCGAGGAGAAGUCUCCGGAAUCCAAGGACCUGCUGCCCAGCCAGACCGCCAGCUCCCUGUGCAUCAGCUCCAGAAGUGAGUCUGUCUGGACCGCCACCCCCAGGAGUAACUGGGAAAUCUACCGUAAACCCAUCGUCAUCAUGUCGGUGGGGGGCGCCAUCCUGCUCUUCGGCGUGGUCAUCACCUGCCUGGCCUACACCCUGCACCUGGGCAACAACAGCCUUAAGGUCCUUAAGAUGAUAGGGCCCGCCUUCCUGUCGCUGGGACUCAUGAUGCUGGUGUGCGGGCUGGUGUGGGUGCCCAUCAUCAAAAAGAAACAGAAGCAGAGACAGAAGUCCGUUUUCUUCCAGAGCCUCAAGUCCUUCUUCCUGAAUCGCUGAUGGCGGCCAACAGCUCGGUUCUCCCUGUCGCCCCGCCCCCUCCACCGGGAGGAGAUUGACAAGGACAUCAACAGCCCCAUCUUCUUGGGGGUGGGGCUAGCCAGAAAGCAGACCAGCGAAGCCUCUUCCUGGCCCUGCGGGGAAGAGCUCAGGGCUCCGAGUGCAGCUGGAGGGGGCUGCUGGCUGUGUCUCAUUUAGGCUCUCUGUAACUGCCCUGCCCCCCCUUAGACGCUGGCCGCAGGCAU